AGCAGAGUCGCUGCCUCGAGUGCUGGCUGAGCUAUCUCGCCUGGCUUGCCUUCUUCCAGUGCGCGCGUCCACGACAUUGCGGCCCCCAGACACACAGCCCCCUCCCCUUGGGACCGGCAUAGUAGCAACAUAUCGGACACGAAGCCUGCAAGGAGCCCCAGGCAGCAACAACCCAAUUUGUCCUCAGGCCAAGAACUCUCCGAUCCACCAGCACAAUGGGCAUUAGUGAGAGCGACCGCGUGUUUCUUCGGCAGUGUGUCGCCCUUGCCCGUGAGGCUCUCGAGGCCGGAGAUGACGCCUUCGGCUCGGUGCUCGUCGACGGCGCCGGCAAGGUGCGCUACACGGAUCGCAACCGGACCCGCACCAAGCAGGACGUGACCUGGCACCCCGAGUUCACCAUUGUCGUGUCGGCGCAGACGCACAUGACGCCCGAGGAGCGCGCCGCCGCGACCGUCUACACGUCGGGCGAGCACUGCCAGAUGUGCUCGACGGCCCACGGCUACGCGGGGCUAGGCCGGAUCGUCUUUGCGUCGUCGUCGGGCCAGUUUGCGCAGUGGCUCGCCGAGCUGGGAGUCGUCGAGCGCAGGGUCCGCAGCAUCCCCAUCAGGGAUGUCGUGCCCGGCUUGACGGUCGACGGGCCCGACGACGAGACGGCGGCUGAGGUCUACAAGCUUCACCAGGCCCGGUACGGCAAGCUCAAGGUGCCCUUUGGGCCUAGCUACGGUGAGACUGCGCCCGCGAUCGAUCUACGGAAAAGACGCCGCGAUGCGCUGGAGCACGGGCGCUGGUAUAUCUGCGACGCGCGGCGGCCGUUGCUGGCGCGACUUCUCGUCUUGCUGUUGCUGCUUGAGAUCUGCUCGGCAUCCAGCACUGGCCUCGUCGUCGUCACUAUCGUCACUGUCAUCGUGGUGUACAGGUCGCACUCGCCGAUAUCCAGCAUCAUGGUAGUCGCAAAGCCCAUCCUAGGAGCCGUCGCCGCCGCAGGCUUGCUUUCGGGCAUCUCGAGCAGCACGGUAGCAGCAGCAGAAGUCGCCCGCGGUGUCGGCGCUGCGGAGCUCUCGCCUAACGAGACCGAGUGGCUGAGGACGCGGCGGAAUAAUACUAUCGAGCCGAUGACGGCGUUCCUUAAGCGUGUUAACAUCUCGGGCUUCGACGUCGAUAGCUUUAUAAGGAGCGCGAGUAACGACGCCUCCGUGCUGCCUAACAUUGCUAUCGCGGCCUCGGGCGGCGGCUACCGCGCCCUGAUGAACGGUGCCGGCUUCAUCGCGGCCGCUGACAGCCGCGUGGCUGGCGCUAAUAGUACGGGCGGUAUCGGGGGCCUCCUGCAGUCGGCGACGUACCUUGCGGGCCGGUCUGCUGCAGGCCGGCAGCUCGAACACAGGGCUGUGGCUUUCGACCGCAGUAUCCUGGUCGGCCCGAGUGCGGGCGCGCUCUCCGAGGUCGAGUACUGGAAGGGUAUCUACGACAGCGUCGAGGCCAAGGAGGCCGCGGGCUUUAACACGUCCAUUACCGACUACUGGGGCCGCACGCUCUCGUUCCAGCUCGUCAACGAUACUAGCGGCGCCGACGAGCGUAGCCCGGGCACCACGGCCGUCUCGAGCAACUCGACCGUCUUCGAGUUUAACCCCUGGGAGCUAGGCUCGUGGGACCCCACCGUGUACGGCUUCACGCCGCUCGAGUACCUCGGGUCCAACUUCACUAAUAGCACCGUGUCCAACGCCACUAGCCAGCAGUGCGUCAGGGGCUUCGACCAGUACGGCUUUGUUAUGGGCACGAGCAGCAGCUUGUUUAACGAGCUGCUGCUUCAGAACCUCUCGUCGCGCGUUCCAGGAGGGGCUCAGCUCGUCGACGGCGGCGAGGACCUGCAGAACAUCCCCCUCGACCCGCUGAUCCAGCCCGCCCGUGCCGUCGACGUUAUCUUUGCUACCGACUCGUCUGCCGAUAUUAACAACUGGCCUAACGCCACGGCCCUGCGCGCCACCUACGUACGCAGCCUCACCUCCAUCGCCAACGGCACUCAAUUCCCCAGGAUCCCCUCCGCCGAGACCUUCAUUAACCUCGGUCUUAACCGCCGCCCGACCGCCUUCGGCUAUAACGCCGGUAUCGUUACCUCGAACGGCACAACCAACAGUGGCUCGAGCACCGUUACCGGCCCCGUCCGCUAUCCGCUUAUCGUCUACGUCCCUAAUACGCCGUACACGGCCCUCAGCAACGUCUUAACGUUCCAAAUGUCCUACGACGCCGCCACGCGCAACGACAUCAUCCAGAACGGCUACAACGUCGCGACCAUAGGCAACGGCACCAUCGACAGCUCCUGGCCGACCUGCGUCGGCUGCUUCGUGCUGCAGCGCAGCCUCGUGCGCUCCGGCGCCGCCAUCCCCACCGCCUGCCAGGCUUGCUACCGCCGCUUCUGCUACAACGGCACCGUCGACGACACGCCCGUCACGGCGUACAACCCGAUCCCGUUCCUGCAGCUCACGGGCAGCUCGACCACGGGGAGCUCCCCCAGCUCGGCGGGCACGGGCCCCGGCGCCAGUCACACGAACGGGGCUGUCCGGGCUACGGGCACCUACAGUGGCGCGGCUGCUGCGUUUCUCCUGAGUGUGAGUGCGCUUGUGGCUUUGAUGUAAGGGGUGUUCCAUAGUGGUGCUAUAUGGCGGUUUUGACUGAGUUCGAGCUGGAGGGAGCAAGACGUCUCCUUCUCAACUAUUGAUCACACUGUAACUUUGACAGAAUAGUGCAUACAAAUAAUACCAUAAUGACAUACUGUGAUAUUUUA
Microdochium trichocladiopsis is the source of this 2779-nucleotide messenger RNA. RefSeq names its product acyl transferase/acyl hydrolase/lysophospholipase. The record is from RefSeq and is a predicted model, not a curated record. The coding region runs from base 216 to 2630 and encodes 804 amino acids. Gene Ontology annotation, cellular component: cytosol; intracellular membrane-bounded organelle. The transcript is spliced from 6 exons. Gene Ontology annotation, molecular function: A2-type glycerophospholipase activity; tRNA-specific adenosine deaminase activity. NCBI's taxonomy places the organism in Eukaryota, Fungi, Ascomycota, Sordariomycetes, Xylariales, Microdochiaceae. Gene Ontology annotation, biological process: glycerophospholipid catabolic process; tRNA wobble adenosine to inosine editing.